Molecule: messenger RNA, 1331 nt
Organism: Polyodon spathula (Mississippi paddlefish)
Lineage: Eukaryota; Metazoa; Chordata; Actinopteri; Acipenseriformes; Polyodontidae
Product: interleukin-17A-like
Exons: 3
Coding region: 705-1157 (150 amino acids)
Cellular component (GO): extracellular region
Molecular function (GO): cytokine activity
Source: RefSeq, a predicted model, not a curated record
AAAAGGUCUACAGCAAACAACUCUCUAUCCAAGAGUGAUCGGGAUUAAACAGGAUACUCAUCGAUCAUUAGAAAUACUGUUGUUUCCACUCACAUCCUGACAAUUCCACAAAGUGAACCUAACCCUAAAUUGUGCGCUACAUACCUCCACAGGGACUGUGUGGAGACUCUUUCAUUUCUAAAGUGUUCCACAGUGAGAAUGUGACUGUUGCUCCAUUUACAAAUGUUUCUGAUUAUCAUAUCUUCAUGAAAGAGCUCUCUUAUAAUUAAUCAGGUAAACCAGGAAGGAGAUUUCCAGCCAAACCUGGUGUUGCAAAUCAGUACAGGAGCUGUCACAGGCUCAGAACUCAUUUCUCAAGAGUAUAAUUCUGCUCCCACCAUCAGAUGAGUUAAAUAACAAUACAUUCUUUGAAAAUGUCUCUCCUGAGCACGGAACUGAUUUACUUUAAUAAGUGCUUCAGUUUCCAGCCUUGCUUCUACCCACAAGGCAUCAGAGCUACGUUUGGCAUGAAAGGACAUGCUACCUAACAGCUUUCCUGGGGAAUUGAAACGUGCACACAUGACGUCUUUUGGAAGCACGCGUGUGGGUUUCUCAUUCAUACAAUUUCUAUAUAAAUAUGGAGGACUCAAGGAUGAGGAGCAAAGAGCUGGAGACUGCAACCCCAUCAGGCUUCCUGCACUCAGAACCACUCCAGCAUAGCAGACAUGCUUCACCUCAAGACAAUUCAAAUCUACUGCCUUACAAUGCUGACCUUAAGCGAAUGCAAAAGUAUUCCGCAGAGCUCAAAGUUUACAGGAGACCCAGAGGGGUUCAACUACCAGCUCGUUAACAUCUUAGAAAACAAACUCCCGUUAAACGAGAGAAGCCUGGCUCCCUGGACGUACGAGAACAACGUUGACCUGAACAGGGUGCCUCAGGUGAUCCAGCAGGCAAAAUGCAACACUUUCCAUCACUGCAUGAUUAGGAACGAGGACCAAGAGACGAAAAUCCACAGCUUGGAAACCAUUCCCGUCUCCGUCAGCAUCCCAGUCCUGAGGAAAAACCAGCAUUCCGAGUACGACCUGGAAUUUGAAACCAUGCAGGUCGCCUGCAUCUGCGCUACCUCCAGGAACUCUGAUCCCAAGAAACUAUCAGAUAUCAUGAGCUGCAUGACGUGAAAACCAGACUGCUUGUCAAAACAACUCUCAUACAUAUAGCAUCAGAAAACACAUCAUAACAAUAAUAAUAACAACAAUGCAUUCACUGCCUAUCCAUUAGAGAAUUAAAGUUUCAGCGAGGGGUUGUAAAAACAGGGCACUAUUCACAAAGAAUUCAUCUGUUUGUUAUUUAAA